AGGCAAACUGCUACCUGAAUUGUUCCAGUAUGGUAAAAAAGUACUAUGAAUUCUUCAUGGUGAGGAGAACUCUUGUAGAAUUCAUGAUUGCAGUAAACUGAAUGAUUGGUGGUUAUGUAGAAGUUGUGUGAUAUGAUUAGAUUCUAGAUUUAGUUUGUAGCUUAACUUACAGUGCAUAGAAUUGUGAAGCGAUUUGUGUGCUCUAGCAUUAUUCGUUCAUUGAUGUAUUCGUUGAUAUUCUCUCCAGCUUUUGAUACUGGUUGAUAAAGCGGAUGGAGUCUGAAAGCAUCAUGAAUGCAUCAGUUACUGAUGAGGAUGCUCGUACUGGUGAAUUAGAGGCAGAUUCGCUCAACAGGGACUCUCUUGAAGUUCUAUCCUCGGGAGGAGACAUGAUGCCAGAACUGGAGAGUGCUGGGGAGGUGUUAACGAAGGUUGAACUGGAGUUAGCAUGUUUCUCCGAGAAACUGCUGAAUUUGGAUAUACUUGUUAUGCAUGUUGCAUCAAGGGAAGGGGAUUUUGAAGCUUUUCUUUAUGAGGAGGAGAACAAGUUUGAUGAUUCUGCAAGAAAUGCCGUGGAGUUCGAUUUCUUAUCUGGAUUUUUGGAAUCAGAGCUGAAGGAGGUAGAUAGUUUUGUAUCAUCUCUUCAAGUGGAAAUUGAUAAUGCCCGUGGAACGGUAUUCUCCCAUAAGCAUUUGGGUGCUUUUGAAGACAUCCAAGAGAAGUUAUUGGACUGUGACAAAUCCUUGAAGCAGUCAUUGGAGCAGGUUUCAGAAAUAAAGGCACAAUCAGACAGUUUUCAGAGAAUAUUAUUUACGUCCACUGGAGUAAAGCAUGGGAAGAACGUGGAGGUUCUUGAAAAUGGGCAUUCCCCUGACUUGAGCUCAAAGAUAAAAAUGCAAACUGUUGAGCAGCAGAGGCAUAUCUUGAAAAUGUUUGAAAAAUCUCUGGCAAGAGAGCUCGAUCUCGAAAAGAAGUUGACUGAUCUGGGACAAAGUGAAGAGCUUCUGAAGCUUAAGCUGCAACAAGAAGUUUUCUGCAUGGAAGAAGAAGUAGAGGUUGUUUCAGAGAAGUUUUUUGAGGCAGAAAAUGCGUCCGAGGUCUUUAUGAGGACGUCAAGAGAACUGUUGAGUCUAAUCCAGAUAUUAAAGUUCAAUUUGAAUGGUUUUGCUCAAAGGGAAGGAGAGAUGAGAUCCAAGUGUGAAGAAUUAAGUGAAGAAUUGAACAUGAAAGAUCUUGCCCUGCAGAAUUUUGAGAAAAUAAAUGAAGAACUCAAAGUGAAAUGUGCUUCACUUGAGAAACUUGUGGAGGAAUCUGAGUUUCAGCUGGGUAACUUGAAGGAGUAUUCAGACGAAAAUAAGGACUCUCAUGAUAAGGUUCGUGAACUGGAAGACGUGAUAAGGAAAUUGAAAGAAAAUAUUUCUGAAGCAGAAAAAAGGGCUGUGAGUGCAGAAGAUGUGAACAAAUUGCUAAAAGAUGCAAAUGCAGAGCUUAUGAAAGACCUGAGUCUUGUUCAAAGUAAUCAUUUUAGUACCUCAGAGAAGGUAAAUCUACUUGAGAGGCAGUUGAGGGAGUCUGAUAUUAAACUACAACAUGCAGUUGCAAGUGCUGAAGCAAGUGAGGAGAAGCAGACCAUGUUGUAUUCAACUAUUGGGGAUAUGGAAAAUUUGAUCAAAGACCUUAAGUCAAAAGUUUUAAAAGCUGAAAGUAUGACUGAUAGUGCAGAAGAGAAAUGCAUUAUAUUGUCAGAAACCAAUGAAGAGCUGAAUGAAGAAAUUAAUUUCUUAAGGAGUAGAAUUGAGAGCUUGGAAGCAUCCCUACAUCAAGCUGAGGAAACCAAGAGAGCAGCAGCAAAGAAUAUUGGCCUUCGAACUGAAUUAAUAAGGGAUCUGGUCAUGCAGGUGGCUUCGGAGAGAAAACGCCUACAUGAGCAGAUAAAUCUGCUGAAGGUGGAGAAAAAGAUUCUCGCAAGGCGUGUACAAAAUGUGAGCAAAGAUCAUUCGUUUACUUCGAGCAAAGAGAAAGAAGAUAUUGUCAAAGCUUUUCCAGCUGCCACCGAUAACAUUGCAAGUGCAACUUCUAAUGAAGAAAUUAAAAGCAAAGUGACUGAGGUCUUAGCCACGAAUGAGAAACUUGACAUAUCUGAGGCGCAGGCGCACUCGGCAAAUGCUGAAGAGCAUGCGGCUGAAAUAACACCACUUGAGCUUGACACCGUGAGGAAUAUAGAUCCAAGGGAGCUCAGAUCCAAAUACAUUUUCCGAGCACUUUUGGUUGUUAUCAUACCGAUUUUAAUAGCUGCCUUUUACCCACAUCUCCAACAGUGA
Oldenlandia corymbosa var. corymbosa is the source of this 2321-nucleotide messenger RNA. Lineage: Eukaryota; Viridiplantae; Streptophyta; Magnoliopsida; Gentianales; Rubiaceae. The record is from the annotation of a GenBank genome assembly.